UCUCCCGGAAGCGGAAGUCUCCCCGGGGUCUGGGAUGCGGAAGUGGCGGCGGCGGAGGCCGGGAAGCUUGGUUGCCCAGCGGUUGCCACCAUGGCAGCGGCUGGGAGCCCGGGAAGCGACGGUGGGAGCCCGGCGGCCGCAGGAGGUGUGUAAUCGCCUCUUGGUAGUUGCAAGAAUUUGUUUGCAGAGCCCAACAAAGCAGGAUGCCAGCUCUCUGAAGGAUCCGGUUUGAACGUCAGAACAGCUGGGUGGAAACCUCUGGCCUCGAUUUGUUCCAAAUCGCAGGAGCUCUUAAGACCUGGAUCAGUGGAUAGGAGAGUUUGCAUGGGGAUUUUGUUCUGCGCUCACGAUGGGCAAUCGGCAAUUGAAGUACAUCAGUCUGGCAGUCUUGGUGGUGCAAAAUGCUUCUCUCAUCCUCAGCAUCCGUUAUGUGCGUACACUGCCUGGAGACCGAUUUUUUGCCACUUCAGCUGUCGUCAUGGCUGAAAUCCUUAAGGGAGUCACUUGCCUGCUGCUCAUCUUCAUGCAGAAAAAAGGUAAUCUGAAACAGUUUGCCUCCUUCCUAUAUGACUCUAUUGUGGUUCAGUACAUGGACACGCUCAAACUAGCAGUGCCUUCUCUCAUUUACACCCUCCAAAACAACCUCCAGUACGUGGCUAUCUCCAACCUGCCUGCAGCCACCUUCCAGGUCACCUACCAGCUGAAGAUCCUCACCACAGCGGUCUUCUCUGUGCUGAUGCUCCGCAAGAGCCUGUCCCGUCUCCAGUGGCUGUCCCUGAUGCUCCUUUUUGCCGGUGUAGCCAUCGUCCAGGUGGAGCAACAGCAGGCGGGGGGCAAGUCGGCCCCCGGGAGCCUGGCAACCCAGCAGAGCUACCUUGUGGGGCUGGUGGCGGUGGUGGUGUCGUGCCUGUCAUCCGGCUUUGCCGGCGUCUAUUUUGAAAAGAUCCUCAAGGGCAGCGCCGCCUCAGUCUGGCUGCGUAACGUCCAGCUGGGCAUCUUUGGGACUUUGCUGGGGCUGUUGGGGAUGUGGUCUGCAGAGGGCGCAGCCGUGGCUGAACAUGGAUUCUUCUUUGGCUACACCCCGCUGGUAUGGGGAGUGAUCCUGAACCAGGCCUUUGGUGGCCUCCUGGUGGCUGUGGUUGUGAAAUACGCCGACAACAUCCUCAAGGGCUUUGCCACCUCCUUCUCGAUUGUGGUGUCCACCGUGGCUUCCAUCUACCUCUUUGACUUCCACCUGAACCUGCUCUUUGCUCUUGGGGCAGGGCUAGUCAUAGGGGCCGUCUAUCUCUACAGCUUGCCCAAGGGAUCCCCCUCAGCGGGGGUGGCCACACAACAGCCGGGCCAUACGGCACAGAACAAGGAACUCCCUUCCGUGACCACAGACGGCUUCCUGUCCAAGUCAGUGCUGGUCAACUGAGAGGAACAGAGCACCUCCCUCACAGCUGGCGCCAGUUUCUUGUGGAGCUUCCACAACACUUGUCCCCCUCCUGUCAUCUCUUCCCCCUUCUUCAUGGUUGAUUCUCCUCUGCCCUGUGGUCACCUCUGCUCCUUCCUUGCCCUCAGAGCAUCUUGUAACUUUCUCUGACACACUUGUCUGUCUUCUCUCAGUUUGCUCAGUUGCCCCCUCAUGAAUACCACUAAUUGCUCACCUUUCACUGGCUGGCCCUCCAAAUGAAUAACUCAUUCUCUCUGCUUACCCACUUCUGUCACUGCCAACUCAAGUUCUUCAACUUAUCCCUUAAUUUAUGUUUCUUUUCCCACCAUCUCUGUUUGGGGGGCACCCCUUCAUCAGAAACAGCUAGGGGGCAAGGCUGCUUUGGGGUCGUCUCUGUCUUUCGCCUUGAGACCCACCACACUCCCUCUUGUUUGAUCAGCAGGGGAGCAAGUUUACAAAGAGUUGUAUUUUUGUAUGAACACUUUGAAUGAAGGAUCAAACAGAGCCCCAGAAGGGGGAGGUGAUAUACUUGUUGCCAUGGAGAUACUUGGCUGUACAAAAGCAAAGGAGGGUGGAAGGAGACCCUAUCCAUCAUUUUGGAGCAUAGAGAUGGGUUUUUUGUUUUGAUUAAUGCAACCUUUGGAGAAGUGGUAGGAAUUUACUUACCAUUGCUCAUUGGGAAUUUGUCAAGUUGAUCUGUGGCUGACUGCAAUUAAAUGUAAAGGGUUUUAAGUGGGGAGAAGGAUUAUGUGGUAGAACCAGGCCUCUGUGUGUCUGAAGUAAGAAGGAUCAGGAUGGGGAAGGAAGCUGGUCAGUCCUGGUUUGAUUCUGUCUCCAGUUCUGGUGGGUGGUGGCAACUAGCGGUUCAUAGUGGGAUAGGAGCUGAGUUUCAGGUGCACUUAAUUCUUUCCUGCCCACUGUGUGUAUUUGGUGUCUGCAGCAUUUGAGGAUCACUGGUCAGACGGAGGCAGGGGAAGCAUGCAUCCCUGGGUGAGAUUCACGAAGCAGAACUGCAAGCCAAGUGUCCCAUUUAAUGCAGCAUAUGCUGGGCUUGAAAUAGCAGCAAUCAUGUGGUGGUGGUGGGGAUGUCUGGACAGGGCUGCCAGGUGUGGGCCAUGCUACAUCUCAUCAGCUGAAGGAGAUGUGAGUGGGGCAGGAAAUCUUUAAAACCCUCUCUCCUGCUGCUGCUAAGUGUGGACAUGUGGGAACCAAGACUUGAAUGCCUGUGCCCCUGGGAUUCGGUGACAUCGAGUGGGUGGCUGUGAGGCAGGAGGCUACACACAAGCAAUGUGUCUUUCAUGCUUUGUGGAGGGAGUGAGGUCUAAACUGCAGCCAGAAUUCCUGCCUCCAGCUUCCAGACUGGCAGGAUACAGGCCCCACUAAGCUGAACCCAGCUCUCCAGCUGGGUUGUGGGGCCUGCUAAGGCAGGCAGCCCCAAGCAGGAGGUUGGUUGAGCCGCCAUAAAUGGUUGCUGAGCUGUUCUGUUUGGUGGGUUGCAAGUAGUGCAGACCCGAGCCUAAGCCCCAGUAACCAAAGAGGAGGUCGGUUGGGACUCUUGCGAUAGGUCCCACCUGUGUGCCUCAGAUUCCAUGUCCUGUUAGUCUUGGGGCGAGGGGUGAUGAGAGUGGACUGGCUUUUUUCUAGGGUUCUACAUUCUGUGCUGACUGAGGCUGUGUCUUGUGGGGGACUCUAACCCUAGAGGGUUUUUCUUUCUUUCCGGUACUAGGAAUGUGAGGUGGGAAGAUAAUCAAACAGUAACAUGGUGUGUAUAUAAUUUUUAGAUUACUGAUCAUUUUCUAUGACCUGCUUUUUUAAGUGGGGGGGGGGGGAGCCUGUACUAUUUGCCAAUGUACAUAAAUCACAGAUGAAUAAAGAGAGUGUAUUUAUUUAGC
Molecule: messenger RNA, 3327 nt
Organism: Hemicordylus capensis (graceful crag lizard)
Lineage: Eukaryota; Metazoa; Chordata; Lepidosauria; Squamata; Cordylidae
Gene: SLC35A2
Product: solute carrier family 35 member A2
Exons: 5
Coding region: 350-1417 (355 amino acids)
Biological process (GO): pyrimidine nucleotide-sugar transmembrane transport
Cellular component (GO): Golgi membrane
Molecular function (GO): UDP-galactose transmembrane transporter activity
Source: RefSeq, a predicted model, not a curated record